Messenger RNA from Paramuricea clavata, 4312 nucleotides. The record is from the annotation of a GenBank genome assembly. NCBI's taxonomy places the organism in Eukaryota, Metazoa, Cnidaria, Anthozoa, Malacalcyonacea, Plexauridae.
AUGUGCUUCAAUACAUUCAUUCAGCAUAUCAAGGCUGAAAAGUACCGUCAAUUUGGGUUUUCCUUCAAAUUAUUAAAUCCCAUCCAUUGGUUCCAGUUUGCUGAUGACGCGGCUGUAAUUACUGGCCAAGAAUCCGAAAACCAACAUCUAUUAAAUCGAUUUUCUAUCUGGUGCCAAUGGUCCGAUAUGAUUAUCCGAGUUGACAAAUGCAGUACCUUUGGCAUUAAAAAAGCGAUCACAAAAUCAGUUCAGUACUUGCCAAAACUCCUCAUCAGCAAUCAACUAAUACCAAAAAUCACCAUUGGAGAAUCAUUUCAAUAUUUAGGACGUUACUUUGAUUUCCACAUGUCGAAUGAUAAUCACAAAACUGAACUAACCACCCUACUUAGUGAACUAAUGUCUGAUAUUGACUCAAAGCCACUACACCCCAAAAAUAAACUGCUCCUCUACAGUCGCUACGUCUUGUCCAAGUUAGCCUGGCACUUCAACGUCGCAACACUCUCUAAAACAUGGGUUACUGAAAAUAUCGAUUCUAUUGCCAACAAAUAUAUCCGCAGAUGGCUUGAAGUACCAAUAUCAGGAACACUAAGUACUGUCUUUCUAACAAAUAACAAAUUUGGCCUGAGUAUUUAUCCUCCAUCUGUAAAAUUUAUCCAGUGUCAAACAGUCCUCCGAAAAGCUUUAAAAUCUUCUCCUAAUGAAUCAACUAACGACCUGUGGAGAGCAACCAGUAACCAUACUAAUAUCCAAUAUGACGCUUAUAACUCUAUUAAGGAAGUUCUCAAAGAUUUCCGUUCUGGACACGAAAACAAACUCCUAAACCAAUUAACCAGUCAAGGAUCCUUUUUCUGCAGCGUCACGAAGUUCGCUUUACCUCAGCUUAGCAAGGUGUGGUCCGUCGCCCAAUCAAAGCUCCCGAAAAACAUUUACAACUUUACCAUUCGUUACAUUAACAACUCUCUUCCGACGCGUAAAAACCUAAACAGAUGGGCAAUAUCUUCAAAUUCAGACUGUUCUUUUUGUCUUAGCCCUGAAACAUUACUACACAUAGUAGCUGGAUGUCAGUUUUAUCUCGACCGAUUUACGUGGAGACACAAUUCAGUCCUGAACUUUCUUGCUCAUCAGUUACAAACUGUUGACGGUUCUACUCUCUACGCUGAUCUAAAUGGAUUCAAAAGCCCUUCAAUACUUACUGGUGAUACGUAUCGCCCAGAUUUGUUAUUAUCGUGCUCAAAUGGUUCCUUAUAUGUGGUUGAACUCACCACUGGUUAUGAGACAAACCUCAAAAACAACGUAAAAUGGAAGAAGGAUAAAUAUAGAGAAUUAUUGAGACAGCUAGGUAAAAAUUUUAACCAAGUUAAAUUUAUAAACCUCUCCAUCAGCUCUUUAGGUAUUUUUGCAGAAGAAUGUUAUACAUUUUUAGACAUGUUAGAUAGUAUUGGUCUUAACAAAAACCACCAAAUGUACUGCGUUAGGAAAAUGAUGACUAUUGCUAUUAGAACUACAUAUUACAUUUUUUGUUGCCGAAAUAAGGAAUGGGAAAAUCCGGAUUUACUAACAAUUUGACUUAUCUCAUUGUAUAUAUAUAUAUAUAUAUAUUGCAUGCACUUUGUUCUGUUAUUUUAGUUUAGUAUAAUUGUGAUUCAAAUAGCCAACCGUAAGUUACCUUUAUGAGAGAGAUUUACGAUUGUAUAUGUAUGUAAAGAAAAACAUUUAAUAAAGUUUCCAUUAUUAUUAUUAUUAUUAUUAUUAUUAUUAUUAUUAUUAUUAUUAUUAUAAGUAUUAUUAUUAUUAUUAUUAUUAUUAUUAUUAUUAUUAUUCACGUCGUCGCUGGAUGCAAGACCUACCUAAAUGAAGGACGUUUCACGUGGCGUCAUGAUUCGGUGCUUAACUUCAUAGCAUCCAUACUCAAAUCUGUGGACCAUUCUGACCUUUCUGCUGACCUUUCUGGCUAUAUCAGUCCUGACCAUCUGUUCUCACCGGAGAUGAAUUGCGCCCUGAUCUUUUGAUAACACUUGAAAACAAAUGUAUUUAUAUACUUGAACUUACCGUCGGAUUUGAAUCUAAUCUCCUCACUAAUGCAACUCGAAAAAGACAAAAAUAUCAAGAUCUAAUUAACGACCAGCUCAAAAAUUAUGAAAAAGUGAAAUUUGUAAAUUUAUCGAUUAGCUCAUUAGGAGUUUUCAGCCACCCGUCGCUAGAUUUCACCGAAAUGCUGAAAGAUCUAAAGUUUGAUGAACAAUGUAGAAAGUACUAUGUUCGGAAAAUUAUUAACAUACGUAUCAGGUCCUCGUAUUAUAUAUUUUGUAAGCGUAACAAAGAAUGGGAUAACCCACAACUAAUGUCAUACUAAUAUUGUUAUUAUGUAGAGUGUUAAUUCAAGUAGACACUUGUAAACUACCUGUAAAGAGAGGUUUAUCAUUGUAGUGUGUAUAUAUAUAUAUUAUUGAAAGUAAUAAAGUUUCCAUUAUUGUUAUUAUUAUUAUUAUUAUUAUUAUUAUUAUUAUUAUUAUUAUUAUUAUUAUUAUUAUUAUUAUUAUUAUUAUUAUUAUUAUUAUUAUUAUUAUUAUUAUUAUUAUUAUUAUUAUUAUUAUUAUUAAAAUAUGUGAAUAGUUUAUGGUGCCAAGGGUAUUUUCAACGGCUUUGUCACUCUCAACACAACGUUAAACUAAGAAUUAUCACGAGCAACUUGAAAGCUUAUUGCGAUCCAAGAGGUGUUACUUACUGUAUGGUAGAAAUUGCAGCAAAUAUUGCAUGAGCGGCCAUUUGUAAGGUUAUUUGAAAAAGCUUCAACCAUUUGUUCCUUAGCGCUCAUUCUUGAGCUGAAAUCCAUUGAGCCGGCUGCGUCGUAGGAUCUUAAACUCUCUAAUUUAUUGCUUAGCAGCCUCUCCCCCGCUUAUUGGCGAUACUUAAUCGAUACUUAAUUUGCCUCCCCCCAUCCCUACUUUUGAGAUUGUAUUUCCCUGGCGAUGGUUCUAAAACACCCAUGAAACAAAUAAGUUAGGUAGCUAGGUUGUUUAAUAUAGAGAGUAUAUCACAUUAUCUCAGAUCUCUAGUAACUCUAUACAUAUUUGUAGAGCUCUACAUCGAUGCGGUACCACACAUAUUAUCCUUUGAAGAUCCCUCUGAGUUGGAUUAUUUCACGUUUCCCAAUACUUCUAUUUUGAUGACGUCAACAAAGCAUUACAAAGAUGGAUUUCACUCGAUGAAGUGGCAGUGGGAAGCUGGGGACAAACUGAAAUUAAAUUGGAAGCAACGUUUGGACGGUUCCAAUGCUGGUAUUAAAUUGUGGAUUUACCGAAACGAGAGCUCUGCCGCUAAUCUUAGCGUGUCGCUUAUCGAUUCUAAGCUACACCGCAGUAAGAAUGUUGUCAUACAGUUUAAUUUUUCAUUAAAUUUCACUGGCUGGCGCGCGGCUUGGGUAGCACUACGCGAAACAAAAUCACUUCCAAAAAGACCUGGGUAUGAUCAAAUCGUAUUCACAGCCCCAGUUCAAGAAAUACCUUCUCGAGUACUUUUCAUGGAUCUACUUUGCUUCGCGGACAACAUAAUAUAUCAAUCCCGUGAUGAAAUAAUUCCACCUAUCAGCGGCGACAUUUACGAUAUAACAUUCACAUGGCAACAGACGUACAGAUGGAGCUUGGUAAACCCACCGGAAGUGAAUGGAACCAAACCAUUAUCAGCGAAGGAAAUGCAACAAUUGAAUGAUAUAUAUUUGAUAGAAAAACGACUCGUAAAUUGGUUUGCAAAAGAGGGUGUCCGAAUAGGAGAGUUUCAAGGAAACGUCUUGAAACGAUGGGAAUCUGUGGUUAUUCUUGGUUUUCAACGUGCAAGACGUUAUCUAAAAGUGCUUAAUAUUACUGUAAGUCAAGAUGAUGUCAUUACAGGAUCUCCACUGUUUCUCAAACGAUCUCAGUUUGGACAAGGUUUGGAAAACGCAACAGGUGGAAACAAGAAAUUAGGAGACGUCUCGUUCCAAGUAUUAUUUCCACUGACAUUAGAGUAUUACUUUUCUAUAAAAGAAAGUACUAUUCGUGAUACUGUCUGGAGAGAACUAGCAAAUAUCAACAGCGUUGUUAGAAGAGAAUUUGCUGUGAAACGAAUUACAAAGCAGGACUCGGCAUACUCAGAAUUCCUACUUUCGGAGUUACGAAAAUUUAAAUCGCCGUUAACGCAUGUUCGUUUUCGACGGAGCUUGUAUAACCUUAAUCAAAGAAAACUGGCCACUAUAAUGUUGUUAUUGGAGUAUAUGACGGAUCAGGGAUGGACACAUGGGAGUGCAAUGGGAUCAUUGGAUCACGGAAUGAACAAA